AUGGUUUCGGACUGCACUUUCUCUGGCAUCCCCAGUCUGCACGGGGUGCCCUCCCAUACGAGACCACCAGUUAGACUGAUAAAAGGCACUCCAUCAGGGUACAUGGAACACAAAGGGGCCAGGUAGGAAAGCUCCUGGGAAAAGCAGUCAGACUGGACUCUGGGCUGCUUGAGUCAUGAGUGGCAUACUGACCAUGUGGCCCUGAGGGAUUCAGGAAACCAGCUCACUGUCACUGUGUCCCGCCUGCCCAAGGAGGAUGCGGGCCGGUGCUGGUGUGGCAUCUAGUGGAACAUUGCCAGAGACGUCAUGGAUUUUGCAGAGCUGGCUGUGACUGACAGCAGAGGAGCCCUCAGCAGUGAUUUUGGUCUGGGAAAGGUGGGCAUCUGCAGGGGUCUAGCUGGGGGUCCCCCGCUGCUGUGGGUGUUCACUGAUGUGGAAUUACUGAAACCAGUGGAGCAGCAGCUCAGGCUCCCCCUGGGUUCUUUGGGACGUUGGUGUUUAGUCCCCAUGAGAGAGUUUUCAACUUUUGCUGCAGAAACACUCAGCAGAGUAGACAACUCUUUGAAGCCCCUCACAUGUGUCCUGACUCCAAAGGAAAUGGCUUAAACCGAACAGAUGUGACUAAAGAUUGCUUUUAUUUAGUUUAUAAAUAAAGUGAUGCUGCCAUAGAAUCACCAUGACACCUUGGGGACUGAUUUUGAUCUCUCAGGUGUUCUGAAGGACCCUUUAACCUUGCCAGCAAUCGUGUGCAGCUAGGUAAGAAUGGUGGUAGCCGGAGGAGCUACACGCCUGAGCAAGGCUGCAGGCCGAUAACAUCACAAGAUCUGAGUUCUCAUGCGUUUAGCUACCCAGAAGUGAAGAAGAGAGGCAGAAUCUUGGUUAUGGGGCCAGGAGAUCAUUUGCAUUGUAUUUGUUAGCCAAUAAAUUCCUGACCAGUGUUGAAUGAGCUCCAAGGUAUGACUAACUUCUCCCGGAUUAUUACUGGAAAAGUAUUUUUGGAAAAGUUUCUUUUAAAGCAUACUACUUAAAUUUAUUUCUGAAUAGGUAUUACAUGCUGCCCUAUCCAGAGAAAGAGAAAUAGGCUAAGUCAGCUGGCUCUCAGGUUCUCUGAGUGAAAAGACUGUCCUGUUUGGGGAACUACGACCAGACCAAAUGGAUGCUGCUUUUGAUCAAUUAGAAACCAAGUGAAAUAGUCAUUCAAAUCUGGAAACGCAAAUCAAGAUGGAGGCAUUAGCAGCUAUGGAUACAGAUAAGAUUAUAUUAUCAUCAAUUUCAGAAUUACCAAAACUCUAGCUCCCACCCACAUGUCUGCACCCUCUCUCUCCUUAUAGUGUCUGUCCUGCUACUUCAGAGAGUUCCCAGGGUCUCCCUAUCACAAUUUCUUCUGCCUUCAUAUAAACUCACUUUCCUGGUCUCAUAAUAGGGUGCUGGCUAGUCUCAGUGCACAGGAGACUCAAGUGGCCUGCUGGUCUGAGCGGGGCUGGGACAGGGGAGACUGGCUCUUGACGUGAUUCUGCACAUACCCUGCACAUUUAGGUCCAGGGUUUCACAAAGUCAUGAACACAGUUCCUUCAGCUUCCACCCUAACCUCUCUCUCCCUAGGAAAGGAACUCAUUUACUUAACAGCCUGCUGAGAAGCGCCAGCUUGUGGGUACCAACCCAUUCCUGUCAUCCUCUGUGUUUCCAUACAGCC
Manis javanica (Malayan pangolin) is the source of this 1693-nucleotide messenger RNA. Its product is annotated as transmembrane domain-containing protein TMIGD3-like. The record is from RefSeq and is a predicted model, not a curated record. NCBI's taxonomy places the organism in Eukaryota, Metazoa, Chordata, Mammalia, Pholidota, Manidae.